AUGUCAAGGACCCCCUUGACUUGCAUGCAUCAUGGGCCAAACAAUGAAGAAGUGGACUGUGUCAUGGACGAAGUGAAUUUGAAGGGAUAUAUUAAUACAUGUGGAUAUCCUCUUCAAGCGAACUUCACCUUUUCGGUGCCAGGAAUAUAUCCAAACCAGGAGUUUGGGUACAUUUUGGGCAAUCCAGAAGAGACAGUCCACAUUGAGGGAACAGACAAGGAAUUUCAAUGCAGUGGUGAUACUUCUCCUCAACAGGACACCUCCAAAAAGAAACAUACCAUAUUGCUGGGGUUUCUGCAGUAUACUGCCCUUCCCCAGUUGAAAGUAAAACUAAAAGCUGAUGAUAGCAAGUGCGUCUGGCUGGCAUGGCUGCUAGGAGUGGUGCACCGGAUGGUGCAAAACACAAAAGCUUCUUAUACAGUAUGA
Darwinula stevensoni is the source of this 426-nucleotide messenger RNA. NCBI's taxonomy places the organism in Eukaryota, Metazoa, Arthropoda, Ostracoda, Podocopida, Darwinulidae. The record is from the annotation of a GenBank genome assembly.